Molecule: messenger RNA, 3836 nt
Organism: Dama dama (fallow deer)
Lineage: Eukaryota; Metazoa; Chordata; Mammalia; Artiodactyla; Cervidae
Gene: REEP1
Product: receptor accessory protein 1
Exons: 9
Coding region: 35-892 (285 amino acids)
Biological process (GO): endoplasmic reticulum tubular network organization
Cellular component (GO): cytoplasmic microtubule; endoplasmic reticulum tubular network; endoplasmic reticulum membrane
Molecular function (GO): microtubule binding
Source: RefSeq, a predicted model, not a curated record
CAAGAAUGCAGCAAGAGCCCAGCCUCCAGAGAACAUGGAGAAAAACAAAGGCCGAUCCCUCAGGAUUCGGCUAAUAUUUGGCACUCUUUACCCUGCAUAUUAUUCCUACAAGGCUGUGAAGUCAAAGGACAUUAAAGAAUAUGUCAAAUGGAUGAUGUACUGGAUUAUAUUUGCACUAUUCACCACAGCAGAGACAUUCACCGACAUCUUCCUUUGUUGGUUUCCAUUCUAUUAUGAACUAAAAAUAGCAUUUGUAGCCUGGCUGCUGUCUCCCUACACAAAAGGCUCCAGCCUCCUCUACAGGAAGUUUGUACAUCCCACGCUGUCUUCAAAAGAAAAGGAAAUUGAUGAUUGCCUGGUCCAAGCGAAAGACCGAAGUUAUGAUGCCCUUGUGCACUUUGGGAAGCGAGGCUUGAACGUGGCGGCCACAGCAGCGGUGAUGGCUGCUUCCAAGGGACAAGGUGCCUUAUCGGAGCGACUCCGGAGCUUCAGCAUGCAGGAUCUCUCCACCAUCAGGGGAGACGGAGCCCCUGCUCCCUCAGGCCCCCCUCCACCGGGCCCUGGGCGGGCCAGCGGCAAGCACGGCCAGCCUAAGAUGUCCAGGAGUGCUUCUGAGAGCGCUGGCAGCUCAGUGUGUACCUGCUGCUCCACCUGCAGGACCCGGAAAGUGGUUGAGGGCGAUGUGGAUGAGGGUGGUGUAAAGGCCUGGGGGCCCCACCAGGUCCAAAACCCACUGGCGUUUUCUGACGAGGAGGAGGAAGACCUGCUGGACUUCAUGUACAAGUUUAAAGCACCUCGAAAGACGGAGUUCCCCCUGGAGGCACCGCCUAGAAUCCUUCGAUCUCGCUUCAGGAAGAAAAGUACCUCAUCCUCGGCCACUGAAACCACGUGAGUGAGAUGAGCCAACAGCACCGGAUCCACAGAAUGUUUCUUCUCUGCCUUAAAGAGCUAUUUAUUCACUAACCACAUAGAAAACCGCAAGCUGGUGUGCCCUGUGACAGCCUCGGACGUGGCCUUUCCUCUCUCCCCUCUAAGAGCCCCCCCUUUCCUUUUCUUUAUUUUGUUGGGGAGAGGAUAAGGAAAGGUAGUGUGUGGGGGGUGUGAUCUUAGGUCUUCUGAGGUUAGUCAUUUCCCACCAUUGGAUUGGCAUACAGACAGCAGUGUUUUUAGAAGAGAAUCCCUCCACCAAGCUGCUGAGAUGUACAUUUGUAACUUAUUUGUUGCAUACUUUGUUUUUAGUCCUAUAUAUGCAAACAAAGCAAUUUUUUAAAAACUUUUUUUUUUUUUUGGUUCUUGAUACUAAUACUUUGGACUAUGAUGUACAUAUUUAUGGCUUUUGGCUUGAUACCGUGGACUUGCAAAGGCUGCCAGAGGUUCUGAUGUAUAAGUAAACUGCAAAAACAGAAGUGUAAAAGAUUAAUUCUGGAGGGUGUCUCAGAUGUGCUUACGAAGCUUCCAAACACACCUCAAGGACAUCCGUUUUUCCUGUAGGGCGAUGCUCCGUAUUCUUCAGUCAGUAUACCAGAGAAGUUUAGAAUGGAGACAUGAUAUUUCAGUACCAGAGGUGGGUAUGAAGUCAGGGGAACAUCGUAGCAUAAGGGAAAAGUCACAGGAAGCUUGUCUCCCCCAUGGGCACAGGAUUAGGAGCUUCUGAGUCCUUCCAGGGUGGGGACUUCUCAUUGCCUUAGGCAGGUUGGCUCACCUUUGGUAGAAAUGUUUGGGGAUGUAAACUCCUGGGAUUGUUGUGACAAAUCAUUGAGUGUUUAUUUCUCCUUCAUAGUACCCUGCGCUGUGACUGGCAAAAACGAACCAAUCCAUCCAAACAAAACCAACCCUAGAACCACGCUUUGUUUCAGAUGCUCCGUGAAGCACAUCUGAGACGUCUGGGUAACGAUCCCAACCCUGGGUUCUAGAAGGUUGUAGAGGUUGCAUCUUCAUGAAUGUGACCUGCUGCUUAGCUCCACGGGCAGCGGUGGCUCGCGCCCUCUGUUUGCUUCUUGGCUUGUGUGGAGUGUGAGCCAGAGAGAAGUGGCACGUUCACGGGCACUUGUAUUUCAUACAGGCCCACUUCUUUUAGGAAGAGAACAAAGCGCCGUCUGAGGCGACUCCCUAAUUAGACUGAGAAUUUUAUCUGAAAUGAAGAAUCUGGCUGAAAUAGCAUCUUGGUCAGAGGCGGCUGCUCCCCACUGGGAGCGCCGAGCCUAAAUGUAGGACUCGUCUACUUGUGCUUAGAAUUGAUGUUUCCUUUCAGUGUGAUGCAUGCAGUGGUCACGACCCAGUUACUUAUUAUACUUGGAUUGUGUUUGUUCAUAGAUAGGCCCUGAACACUAGAGAAUUAGUGUCACGUACCACAUAGAACCUACUGUCAGUCAGCUAUAAGCAGGCCCAGUUAGAGACAGUAGCAUGACUGAGCUACACAAACCUACAUCAGUCUUUCCUGAUGACACAUUGGCUGGAUCUUAGCCACAUCGGAAAGGGUUUUACUUGAAGUUGUUACCAGAUUGCAAAUUUAAAUCCCUUUUCCUCAUAAUGCCUCUGAAGGUGACUUGGUAAUUUACAAAAGGAUUUAGGAAAAUAAACCUAAAAGCAAAUGUGGGGUUCAGGAGGGCAAACAGAGGCUGGCUGUUUAAUGUUUGUGCCCCAUACCCAUCAAUACCUAAAUCUGUUAGUGAAGACAGAAAACCUGUUUUCUUCAAGCUCACAGAGUAGUUUCAGACAGAGGAAAAAUAUAUGCUUUAAAAUGUAUUUACCUGUUAUUGGGAGUACCCAGGAUUAUCAGAAACAAAUACAAAAAAAAAAAAAAACUUAUUAAGCAGCUUUUUAGCAACUUUUUUCUUCUUUCCUGGCCAAAAUAAUAAAUGCCUUUAGCAGCAGAGAUUAAAAUCCUAUUGUAAACAAGCUAUAGUUUCACCAUUUUACAGUGGAGAGUUUUAACAAGUAUGGGCUCUCAAGUUUGCACUCAAUGAUGCCAAAAACGAGUUUGAAGCACUCUACUCUCAGACAAGCUGUAUUACUUCUCAUUUAAGAUUUUAAAAAAUAGAAAGGUACCCAAACUGCUGUCUUAAUGUAACUAUUUUUCCUUCAGGUGUUGCUUAGGGAGUUGGUUUCUUUCUUAAAAACACUCACUGUACCACUGAGAGCAGCUGUCGUAUUUCUGGCAAAACGUGUUUACUUACCCAACAAGCUGUAUAUUUGUGUGGACUGACGUAAAAAUGUGAAUGCCUCCAAGUGUACACAUAGUGGUGUGGAGUUCUGUCGAGACGAUAAAGCUGAAUGUUUUUAAUUUGCUGAUUUACAGACACGGGCUGUUUACAAAAUGCUAAUGGAAAGUCUGUACCUUUCACAUAGUAAAUUUUUCUUUGCUUUUGAGCACCUGUUCUGUUUCUGAGGAGACGAGAGAAGGUGUUGUACUUACAAACUGGAGAGUUAGGCAUAAUCCCUCCUGGCUUUGUGUGAAUAGCUUGCUCACUUUGCUGGCCUCUGAAUUGUGUGUUCUCUGUAGUAAACUGUCCGUGUGUCUGUGAUAACAGUGCUUGUCAACCACGACCACCAUUGAGUACCUUCCUAGUUGUUCAUCUUGCACAGCACUGGAAAUGGUAAAGGAUGUGCUUCAUUCGUGAACGGCAGGCACCAGAGGGCUGGCGUUCUGGACGGUGACUGUGCACACUCCCCCUUAGUUUAUCUCUGUAAUCCUAUAGGACGAUCUGUAAUCAAAUAGUAUACUGGACUGUGCAUCAAAGGGAUGUAAAAUUACAGUAUUCCAAAGGUUGAAGUUCUGUUUUGUUAUAAUGCCUGAUCUAUAUCUUGAAUAAAGUCUUAACAUGUUUCUUUUAAAA